Paramuricea clavata is the source of this 1698-nucleotide messenger RNA. The record is from the annotation of a GenBank genome assembly. NCBI's taxonomy places the organism in Eukaryota, Metazoa, Cnidaria, Anthozoa, Malacalcyonacea, Plexauridae.
AUGGAAGCUAGUGGGAAUAAUAACAAGCCGAAGCAGCGACAAACGGAUAUUAUAUUACACUGUGCAGGCCCGCAAGUCCUUGAGGUUUAUGAUCAUUUUGAAUUUGAAGGAGAAAAUGACAAAAAUGAUCCUGUUAAUGUGCUCGAAAAAUUAGAGGAAUAUUGCAAUCCACGACAAAAUGAAGUUCUGCAAUCCUUUCGCUUUUGGCAAGUACCCUUCCAAGAACCUUUUGACACAUUCCUAACAAAGUUGUACUCUUACGCUGAUUCAUGCAAUUUCAAGGAAAAAGAAAGAAUGAUACGAGACAAGAUAGUCUUCACUGUAACCGGUAAGCAACAAGAACUGUUAUUACGAGAGACUAGUUUAGACUUAAAGAAAGCUGUAGAAAUAUGCAGAGCCUAUGAGAUCACCUCGAGAAAUAAAAAGGAAAUGAGUGAAAGCAGUCAACUACAGAAGAUUGAGCAGAUAGCUGGCAUGAAAAACUCAAAGUAUCCAUCAAAACAACAUGCUGAACAACAAAAGAACAGGAAUAACCCUCACAUCCUGAAGGAGUGCAAUUUUUGUGGAAAGUCUCAUGAAGCCAUUAAGACAAAGUGUCCCGCCUGGGGAAAGCUCUGUAACCAUUGUAAAGGCAGAAACCAUUUUGAAGUCAAGUGCAAGAAAGUACACACACUAGAGACAAAGAGCAACUCUGAUGCAUCUGAUGACUCCGAUACCAACUGGCUUGCAACUGUGGAAGUUCCCAACAAAACCCGUGCCACUGCUCUGAUGCAAGUAAAUGACUGUGACGUCAGAUUUCAGCUUGACACUGGAGCCGAUGUGAACACACUGUGCCAAAAAUUUGUACCACCAACACAGGUGGAACCCACCACACAGAAAUUAAUCAUGUGGAACAAGUCCAAGGUCAACCCAUUGGGAGAAACUACCUUGAAGGUCACAAACCCAAAGAAUGAGGAAGAAACCGUGGUCGAUUUUAUUGUUGUCCCAAACGAUUAUAGCUGUCUUCUGGGACUGUCAACUAUACAACAAAUGGGACUACUUACAAUCAAUGAUGGCAACUUCAUAGCCCAUAUAAGCACUGACGCUAAUCAGUUAGGAUCGUUGGGAGAAACACAACUACAUGUUGAUCCAAAUGUCCCACCAAGAGCACUUCCAUGUAGGAAACUGCCACAAGCAUUGCAAGAGAAUGUUAAGGAGGAACUUAACCACUUAGUUGAAGCUGGCGUACUGGUGCCUGUGGAAGAACCAACUGCUUGGGUAAGCCAAAUGGCAGUUGUAAAGAAACCAAACGGAUCUUUGAGAAUCUGUAUUGACCCACAACCAUUAAAUGCAGCCCUGCAAAGAGAGCACUACAAGCUACCAACACUAGAUGAUGUUCUACCUAGUCUCAGCCAAGCACGAGUAUUUAGCAAACUCGACGUGAAACAAGCCUACUGGCAUGUCCAACUGGACAAUGAAUCUAGCUUACUCACCACCAUGAUUACACCAUUUGGACGAUACAGAUGGGCCCGGCUCCCAUUUGGGCUCAAGGUCAGCAGUGAGAUAUUUCAAAGAAAGCUCAAUGAGGCACUUGUUGGUCUCAAUGGUGUGAUAUGCAUUGCAGAUGAUCUGGUUGUGUAUGGGAGUGGCAACACAAGAGAAGAAGCUGAUGCUGAUCAUGAGCAGAACCUCCUGGCACUGCAAGAAAGAUGCGCAUAA